AUGAACCUUGUCCUGAUCCCUUUUACAUUUUCUAACAUUGUUGAAAUAUUAACUAGGCGUGUUAAUUUUUUAAACAGGUCUAUGUCAGCUUCAUACUUACCAGAUCUUUUUUCAAUAUCUUUGUUUUAUACAUAUAUACGAAUAGUAAUUGUUUCACUAUUUAUUUUUGUUGUUGCGUAUAAAAUGAAUACAUUUUAUGAAUUCUAUACAAUAUUACCAUAUGAGAGUUUUUUACUGUCAACAUAUCAUUUAACAUAUCUCUGUGGCGUUAGCGCUUCAUUGCCGGUAAAAGAGCGAUUCACAGGACCGCAUGAGUCUCCUGAAAAAGGGCAUCACUUAGACGAGUUGUUAGGUAGUCAUAAUCUACAAGGACGAGAAGAAGUGGAAGCCGAUACAGGAAUCAACGAAGGUAGACCGGAAGUACUCAUAAACACUUACAUGCGGUCGGGAUCCUCAUUUGUUGGUCGUCUGCUCGGCUUCCGUUCUGACACAUUCUAUGUGUACGAGCCUCUCUGGGGGAUGGACAAGGACUUUUACUUCCGGGAUAUGAAUACGAGGUGUAGCACUUAUACACCAGGUUGUAGGCAAGGUACAGCGAAUCCUGCGGUUCAGGCAUUAGAGCAGAUUUACACAUGUAGUUUAGGAAGCCCUCCGUUUUCUAACAUAUUCCGGGAAAAUAUCAACGCAAAACUGUCAGGGUUCAAAUGGAAUACGUACAGAGCAUGCAGGAAGUCAAGCCACUCUGAAUCACAAUGCCUGAAGGAAAUGAGUACCAAUGAAUGUACAAACAGUUCGUUCAUCACGACCAAGGUUCUAAGAUUAUCAACACAAAUCAUUGACAAAAUGCUUUACGAAAGGCCAAAUUUGAAAGUAGUUCAGCUUUACCGGGAUCCUAGAGCUAUAAUUGCCUCACACAUUGAGAGACCAUGGUCGCCCAUUACUGCCAACCAAAGAAACCCUCCAAUCCACGACCAAGAGUUGGUGAGAGAUACAAUCUUGUUCAAUACAAAUUCAUUCUCUACCGAGUCCGUGACGACAGCUAGUGUCGCAUCCAACAGCAAGCAGAUAUCCCUUGCGGUGUGCCAGUCCACAGCGUUCUGCGCAAAGUAA
Molecule: messenger RNA, 1110 nt
Organism: Mya arenaria
Lineage: Eukaryota; Metazoa; Mollusca; Bivalvia; Myida; Myidae
Product: carbohydrate sulfotransferase 3-like
Exons: 8
Coding region: 1-1110 (369 amino acids)
Biological process (GO): N-acetylglucosamine metabolic process; sulfur compound metabolic process
Molecular function (GO): N-acetylglucosamine 6-O-sulfotransferase activity
Source: RefSeq, a predicted model, not a curated record